Messenger RNA from Williopsis jadinii, 4551 nucleotides. RefSeq names its product chromatin-remodeling ATPase CHD1 (gene CHD1). Lineage: Eukaryota; Fungi; Ascomycota; Saccharomycetes; Phaffomycetales; Wickerhamomycetaceae. The record is from RefSeq and is a predicted model, not a curated record. Gene Ontology annotation, molecular function: ATP-dependent chromatin remodeler activity; DNA binding; ATP hydrolysis activity. Gene Ontology annotation, biological process: nucleosome organization; regulation of transcription by RNA polymerase II. Gene Ontology annotation, cellular component: chromatin; nucleus. Bases 143 to 4498 code for a protein of 1451 amino acids. The transcript has a single exon.
GGCCUUUUGAAGAAGAUCUCGGGAAGUGAGAUAAAGCCAUCUCUGUACAUACCACGCAAGUGCUUACGCUCCUUGAAGAACAUACGCUGCUUGUAUCAUCCUUGAACUUGUUGACGCCGUCUGUACAUUUUGCCGCUGAACAAUGGCCCCUGAAAUCGACGAGGAGAUACUCGAUAACCCGGAGCUCUAUGGCCUGAGAAGGUCAGGAAGACGCCAUACCCAACCUGUCAGCUUUGCCGAGAGUGACGAGGAAGAAGAGGUUACCCGCACCAGAAGUAAGAGAAAGAAGAAACCGACUAAGGAUUACGAAGAGGAGGAAUCUGCCGUGGAAGAGGAGGAGGAGGACGACGAUGACGAUGACGACGAUGAAGAAUUUGGCGUCACCAAGUCCAAAAAGAGAUUCGGCAACAAACGUCGCAAAGUUACGAAAAAGUCCAAGCAACCUGUUCAGGAGGAGAUACGGUUCAGCUCGAGAAACAACAAGACUGUGAAUUAUAACGUUGACGUUGAAGAUGAUGACGAUUUACUCAUGUCUGACGACGACGAUGAUGAUAAUAAUGAUGAAUAUUACAAUUAUGAUAACAGCACCACAGAGCAGGAAUCAGCGCAAGUUGGUGUGGAUAUGGUUGUGGAUCAUAAACUCAUUGAUGAAACCCAACCGGUUAUGUUUAGAGACCUGGCACAGUGUAAGAAGGAGUACCAAUUCCUCAUCAAAUGGCAAGGUAAGGCUCAUAUCCAUAACACCUGGGAAACUUAUUCAAAACUUAUAGGCGCAAAGGGUAUUAAAAAGAUUGAUAAUUACAUCAAACAGUUCAUCAUUCUCGACUAUGAAAUUAGACACGACCAUUUCACCACUAGAGAGGAUAUCGAGGCAAUGGAUAUUGAAAGAGAAAGAAGAUUGGAUGAAAUGCAAGAGUACAAAAAAGUUGAGAGAAUUGUUGAUUCUGAGAGAUCCCUGGAUGACAACGGUGACGAAGUGCUCAAAUACUUUGUUAAGUGGAGAAGGCUCAAUUAUGAUGAGUCCACUUGGGAAUUGGCUGAUGAAAUUGUCAAAUUGGGUCCACAAGAGGUGAAACACUUCCAACAGAGGCUCAACUCAAAGAUCUUACCCUCCCUUUCAUCAAAUUAUGGCUCGUCGAGACCCCGUUUUGAAAAGCUCGUGGUACAACCGAAGUUUAUCAAGAAUGGUGAACUGAGAGACUUCCAGCUCACAGGUUUAAACAAGAGCGCCCGCCGGUGGUCUCGUAAUGAAAAUGGUAUCUUAGCUGAUGAAAUGGGUUUGGGAAAAACUGUUCAAACAGUGGCAUUCCUUUCAUGGUUGGUGUAUGCAAGAAGACAAAAUGGACCUCAUCUUGUUGUUGUGCCAUUAUCUACGAUACCCGCUUGGCAGGAGACUUUUGAAAAAUGGGCACCAGAUUUGAACUGUGUCUACUACUUGGGUAAUACACAGGCGCGCAAGACCAUUAGAGACUACGAGUUUUAUAGCAACAAAAAGGUCAAGUUCAACGUGCUUUUGACAACUUACGAAUAUAUUUUGAAGGAUGCAUCAGAACUCGGCUCUAUCAAGUGGCAAUUCCUUGCUGUUGACGAAGCUCAUAGAUUGAAGAAUGCCGAGAGUUCGUUAUACGAAGCAUUGAAUUCCUUCAAAGUUGCCAACAGAUUACUUAUUACGGGUACGCCAUUGCAGAACAACAUUAAGGAGCUUGGUGCCCUGGUUAACUUUCUCAUGCCAGGUAAAUUCCAAAUUGAUGAUGAGAUAGACUUUGAGUCCAGUGAUUCAGACCAGGAGCAGUACAUCAGGGACCUUCAAACCAGGCUGAAACCAUUCAUUCUUAGACGUUUGAAAAAAGAUGUUGAAAAAUCACUACCGUCAAAGACUGAGCGUAUUCUAAGAGUGGAACUUUCCGAUUUACAAACAGAAUAUUACAAGAACAUUUUGACAAAGAAUUAUGCUGCUUUAAAUCAAGGCUCUAAAGGAUCUCAAAUUUCUCUACUGAACGUUAUGAGUGAGUUGAAAAAGGCUUCCAACCAUCCUUAUCUCUUUGACAACGCAGAAGAACGCGUGCUAGCAAAGUUUGGUAAUCCAGAACACGGUAUUCAUCCGAGAGAGGAUAUUCUUAGAGGAAUGAUCAUGUCAUCUGGUAAGAUGGUGCUUCUUGAUAAACUUCUCACGCGUCUCAAAAAAGAUGGACAUAGGGUUCUUAUCUUCUCACAGAUGGUUAGAAUGUUGGACAUAUUGGGUGACUAUUUAUCCAUUAAGGGUAUUUCAUUUCAGAGAUUGGAUGGUACUGUCCCUUCUGCACAGCGUCGUAUCUCUAUUGAUCAUUUCAAUGCACCAGAGUCCAACGAUUUUGUCUUUUUGCUUUCCACUAGAGCUGGUGGUUUGGGUAUUAACUUGAUGACUGCAGACACGGUUAUUAUUUUUGACUCUGACUGGAACCCUCAAGCUGAUUUACAAGCUAUGGCAAGAGCUCACAGAAUUGGUCAAAAGAACCACGUUAUGGUGUAUAGAUUUGUCUCUAAGGAUACCGUGGAAGAAGAAGUCUUGGAAAGGGCCAGAAAGAAAAUGAUUCUUGAGUACGCCAUUAUCUCUUUGGGAGUCACAGCAAAUACUGGAUCAGGAAAGAAAAAUGAACCAUCCACUGGUGAACUGUCUGAGAUUCUGAAAUUUGGUGCUGGUAAUAUGUUCAAAGCUAAUGAAAAUCAAAAGAAGCUUGAAGAUUUGAAUUUGGACGAUGUCUUGAACCAUGCAGAGGACCAUAUUACAACACCAGAUCUCGGUGAGUCCAAUCUUGGAGGAGAAGAAUUUUUGAAGCAGUUUGAAGUGACAGACUACAAGGCUGAUGUUGACUGGGAUGAUAUUAUUCCAGCUGAAGAGCUUGCCAAGCUUAAGGAGGAGGAAAAGAAAAGACUCGAAGAGCAAUAUCUUCAAGAACAAAUCGACAUGUAUUCCAGAAGACAGGCUGCUAUCAAUAGAAUGCAGAAUCCAAAUGGUACACCUGAGUAUGACGAUGAUGAUAGUGACGAAUCGAAGAAAACCAAAAGAAGAAAGGACUACAACAAAAUCACUGAAAAGGAGGUGAGAGCCAUCUAUAGAUCUGUCUUGAAAAUCGGUGAUUUGACCAACAAAUGGGACGAUUUGAUUCAAGAUGGUACUCUACCGGAGAACAAAAACCCAGAACUGUUCAAAAAGGCAUAUGCCGAGCUUUUUGAAAUUGCCAGGGACUUGAUCAAGACAGAAGAUGAACGUCGUACAAAGAGUUUAGCUGACUUGGAGAAAGCAGUUAUUGAUUACAAGGAGAGGGAAAAGGCUGGUAAAACGGGUGCUGAACUUGGUGAUAAUCCUCAAGCGUUGUGGCAAAUCAAGCGUAAGGAACGUAAAGCAAUUCUGUUUGAAUAUAAUGGAGUCAAAAACAUCAAUGCUGAAGUGUUGAUCUCAAGGCCAGAAGAUUUGGAUAUUGUUCGUGAAGCUGUCGCUUCAUUUGAUGAUCCAUUAAACUUUAAGUUCAACACAGUUGUUAAGCCAGUGAGUGGAUGGACCUCAAACUGGAAUCAACAUGAUGAUGAGAUGUUGGUUGUUGGUGUAAGCAAGUAUGGCUAUGGUUCAUGGGUUCAGAUAAGAGAUGAUCCUUUCCUUGGUUUAUCUUCUAAAAUGUUUUUGAAUGAAGCUCCUGCAGCGAAAAAGACCGCGGGCGCUGAACCUAUUGAAAAGGAGGGCCAGCUCAAAACAGAGAACUCCACUGAGAUACCAACUGCCUUGACUGGUUCUGCAACCACCACAACUACAGCCACUACGACCCCUAACACUGCUGAGAAUGAUAAGGAGAAGAAGAAACCAAAGGACAACACAAAGAAAGUACCUGGCUCGGUGCACCUCGGUAGAAGAAUUGAUUACCUUAUAUCUAUUUUGAAAGGCGGUGAUACAGACGAUACAGCUAGUAACACACCUGGAUCUGCAACUCCGGUUGACGUCAAGAAAAGAAUGAGACGACCAAAAGUUGAAGGUAAGCCGUUGGUGAAGUCUGUUACUACAAAACUUGCCACGAAGGCCUCUAAGCCAUCUGCAGGUGUCAAAGGAAAAUCUAAGACACCAGAAGCUAAGGUGGUUAAACGUCACAAGAAAGAAGGUCCUUCGGCUGCUUUGCAGAGACCUGAUUUGCACAAAAGAUCCACACCAACACCAACCAAAGAUGAAGGGUAUGAGUCUAUGGAUGAAGAGAAAUGUAAAACCAUAUUGGAUCCAAUGCGUCACUCCUUAAAGAGAUUAAAGAAGGGAUCCACGGGAUUGGACCGUAAGGAAUGGGCGAAAAUUUUGAAAAACGAAUUGAUCAAUGUUGGUGAUUUCAUUAAUAAGACAAUAGAAAGCAAAGAUUCAACUGACAGGGAGAAACUGAGAAAACAUCUCUGGUUCUAUACAUCGCAUUACUGGCCAGCGAAGGUCAAAAGCAAGCAAAUCAUGGCCAUGUAUCAAAAAUUGAAAAGUUCAGAACAGGCCUAAGAGUCUCAUGUCUUGUUACUAUAUACAUUUGUAAUAUAAAAGAUCGCACAUUU